Molecule: messenger RNA, 2044 nt
Organism: Daucus carota subsp. sativus
Lineage: Eukaryota; Viridiplantae; Streptophyta; Magnoliopsida; Apiales; Apiaceae
Exons: 3
Coding region: 158-1744 (528 amino acids)
Molecular function (GO): acetylglucosaminyltransferase activity
Source: RefSeq, a predicted model, not a curated record
UGUAGCCUAUGUGAUCCUAAAGAAUAGGUUUAAAGAACAGAGAUCAAGAACGAGAAGAACGAGGAAAAUGAAAGUGCUUGUAAUUAUUCAGACUAUGUAAUUCUUUAGACUAUGAUAUUCUGGUAUCGCUGUAUUAAUCUAUGUCAAUCAUUUGAAUAUGCCGCAUACAUUAGGCAGCAAGCUGAAAGAAAACUUGAGAUCUCCGUCGAACAAAUUCUUUGCAGGUUUAUGUCAAGCACUCGUCAUUGCAGUCCUCAUCUUGUUUGCAUUCUUCGUGUUCGUCUCUCGUAACACACAUUGUCAGCCCGCGGAUUGUAUAAUUCCUACUCGACGAUUAUCUCACCCGGAGCCAAAGAAUUCUUCGCCUAAGAUUAAAUCUUCUCAUUUUUCAGCACAGCCUGAAUCUGAUCAUUCUUCUCGGUCCCCUCCCCCUGUUGUUCCUGUUCCUGCUCGGGCUCGGGCUAGGCCUAAUUCUCCGAGUACAACAAAUGUGAGUCACCUCGUGUUUGGCAUAUCCGCAGCAGCUAAGUCCUGGAAGAGUCGACAACAGUACAUUGAGUCCUGGUGGAGGCCUAAUGUAACGCGAGGGAUCGUGUUUUUUGAUGAUCCUCCCUCGAAAGACCUCCUGCCCUGGCCUUCCUCCUCUCCUCCGUACAGAGUGGCGGAGAAUGCUACAAAAUUUGAGGUGUACAAAAAACACGUGAAGCCGUAUGUGGUCCGGAUUGUUAGGACGGUUUUGGAGUUGUUUAGAGAAGUGAAGGAUCAUUCGGGUGUCAGAUGGUACAUCCUGGGAGACGAUGACACGGUAUUCUUUCUGAACAAUCUGUUGAAGGUUUUGAGAAAAUAUGAUCAUAGGAAAUACUUCUAUAUUGGGGGAACUUCGGAGUGUACAAAAUCAAAUUAUGAUUUUUCGUUUGAUAUGGCCUAUGGUGGUGGAGGUUAUGCAUUGAGCUACCCUUUGGCUGCUGUUCUUGUGAAGAAUUUGGAUGCUUGUAUCAACAGGUAUCCGUAUCUUUAUGCCAGUGAUCAGAUUCUGCAGUUCUGCAUUUCUGAACUCGGAGUUUCAGUCACAUUCGAGAAGGGAUUUCAUCAGCUUGAUCUGGUGGACGACAUAUCAGGGCUUCUUUCAGCACACCCUCAAUCACCACUGGUAACUCUGCAUCAUCUUGAUAUUGUCCUCCCAAUUUUCCCUCAAUUAGCGCGAAAUAAAUCCCUGGAACACCUCAUGGAAGCUGCAAGUUUCGAUGAGGCACGUAUGCUACAACAAACCAUUUGUUAUCACAAGGGAAUGAAAUGGUCAUUUUCCAUUUCAUGGGGCUACUCGGCUCAUAUAUAUGAGCUGCUUCUCCCUGUCAGCAUUCUUCGUAAACCCCUGGAGACAUUCACUCCCUGGAGCCUUAAAAAACGACCGCCUGAUUAUAUGUUCAACAUUAGGCCAUAUGAACCGAAACAACCUUGUGAUGCUCCUCAUAUUUUUUACUUGGAUACUAUUGAGAAAAGCAUGACAUCAGAUACGAUUGUGACAAAUUAUGUACGACUGGAAAAACGUAAGGCAAAAACGUGUCGAUUGACAAUGCGGUCUGCUGAUUAUAUCUCAAGAAUUGAGGUUGUUUCACCUGCAGCAGAACCUGUAAAGAACGAGAACAGAGGUGAAUGUUGCGACGUUAUUCAAGUUACUAAUAGUAGCACUGCUAAAGUCAAUAUCAGGACUUGCAGGAAAGAUGAACUAGUGGCGCCAAUGUAGCGAAUUUCCAUUGUUAUCCAGGAGGGGGAAAUAUACUCAGACACCAUCAAGUUACAUCGUUUCCUCGAGAGGGCAUGGACUUGUUGCCAGCAAAUUGGCAGAUCUUACGAAGCAUGGCACAUCAAUUCAACGCGUAUAUUGAUUUACUGGUUUGGAUUCAGUAUAUAGUUCAUUCUUGAUCAUCACUCAGAAUGUAGACUCCUCAGAAUGUAGACUACUUAUAAAAAAUUAUGCGAAAAAUGAAAAUAUUCAUUAAUUGAUUAAUGACAGAAUUCAAAACAAGUUUUGCAAUUUCAAAAC